Messenger RNA from Coniosporium apollinis CBS 100218, 753 nucleotides. RefSeq lists its product as uncharacterized. NCBI's taxonomy places the organism in Eukaryota, Fungi, Ascomycota, Dothideomycetes. Gene Ontology annotation, biological process: translational initiation. The coding region runs from base 1 to 753 and encodes 250 amino acids. The transcript is spliced from 2 exons. The record is from RefSeq and is a predicted model, not a curated record. Gene Ontology annotation, molecular function: RNA 7-methylguanosine cap binding; translation initiation factor activity. Gene Ontology annotation, cellular component: eukaryotic translation initiation factor 4F complex.
AUGACCUCCCGCCUACCCUUCCUCCAAACCUCGAGCCUCCCCUCCCUCUCGGAGCAAGAUGCCGCCGACACGCAAUCCCCCGCGCGCGGCAAAGCGAUGCGCGCCAACCUUCUGCAAAAACUGCGUCCACCACCUCUAGUCCACGCCUGGGACUUCUGGCACGACCGCCAAGACCGCAAGAAAUCCGGCGCGGAAACCGACCCAGACGCCAGCAGUUACGAAGACCGCCUGGUCAAACUCGCCACAGUGACCGACGUGCGCGAGUUCUGGGAGGUGCUCAACAAUUUCGAUGUUACGGCGCUGCCGCUCCGAGACUCGAUACACCUGUUUCACAAGGGUAUUAAGCCGGUGUGGGAGGAUCCGAGGAAUGUGAGGGGAGGGGCUUGGACGUUUCGCGUGCCAAAGGAGAAGGCGGCCGAGUUUUGGAAGGAGAUUUGCAUGAUGGCUAUUGGGGAGCAGCUCCAAGAAGCUGUUAAAAGCAAGAGGACUACUUUCAUCGACGAUAUCUGCGGUAUCUCGCUGUCCGUCCGCUUCACGUCCAUGCUCGUCACCAUUUGGAACCGCGAUGCCGAACACAAGACUGGCAUCGACAACAUCUUGCAGACAGUGUUGGAGCGAUUGCCGCCUGACCUCGUGCUGAAGGACUCUGCUUACUACUACAAGCGGCACUCAGAGCACGCUGGGUUCAAGGCGCCGGGUGCGGAGGUUGUGGGUGGAGGUGCCGAGGGAGAUGAAGGUGGUGAUGCGGCGUGA